Messenger RNA from Triticum turgidum subsp. durum (durum wheat), 1566 nucleotides. The record is from the annotation of a GenBank genome assembly. Lineage: Eukaryota; Viridiplantae; Streptophyta; Magnoliopsida; Poales; Poaceae.
AUGGGCCUGGAUAAGAAGAGCGUGGCCAUAGUUGGCGCCGGCGUGAGUGGGCUGGCGGCGUGCAAGCACCUGCUGGAGCGCGGCUGCCGGCCGGUAGUCUUCGAGGCGGGCGACGCCGUCGGCGGCGUGUGGCCGAACGCCAUGGAGGGGACCAGGCUCCAGGCGCCGCGGCACAUGUACCGGUACUCCGACUUCCCCUGGCCGGACUCGGUGACGGAGAUGUUCCCCAACCAGCGGCAGGUCGCCGACUACCUCCACGCCUACGCGCGCCGCUUCGGCGUGCUCGACUGCGUCAGGCUCGGCCACCGCGUGACCAGCAUGGACUACGUCGGCGUCGCAGAGGAGGAGGUGGUGGCGUGGGAGCAGUGGGCCGGCUGCGGCGAGGCGUUCGGUUCCGGCGACGGGGAGUGGCGCCUCACGGUGGCCGACGCCGAGGGGCACACAGAGGUACACAUGGUAGACUUUGUGAUUCUUUGUACGGGAAGGUUUAGCAAUUAUCCCAGCAUACCCAAAUUCCCUCCCGGUAGAGGCCCAGAAGCAUUUGAUGGGAAAGUGAUCCACUCCAUGGACUACUCCAAAAUGGGUAGCGAGAAAGCUAAGGAGAUGAUCAAGGACAAGUGUGUGACUGUUGUUGGCUAUGGAAAUUCAGCCCUUGACAUUGCUAAUGAAUGUGCAAAUAUAAAUGGUACGGAGAAACCAUGCACAAUGGUAGUCCGAACCAAGCAAUGGAUCAUACCGAACUUCUAUGCUUGGGGUAUUAACAUAUCAAAUUUUUAUCUAACUCGUUUUGCUGAACUCCUUAUUCACAAGCCCGGUGAAGGUUUCCUUCUUAGCAUAUUAGCUACCGUCUUGACUCCAUUGAGGUUGAUGAUUUCAAAGUUUGCUGAGAGCUACUACUCCAUUCCAAUGAAGAAGCAUGAGAUGGUGCCUGACCAUAGCUUUUUUGAGGGGAUGGUGGGAUGUAUGCUUUCCACUACACCCAAGGAUCAUUACAAGAAUUUAGAGGAAGGCAUCAUAGUUAUUAAAAAGUCAAAGACCUUUGGCUUUUGCAAAGAAGGCGUGCUUGUUGAAGGUGAAUCUACGUUGGUAAAGAGUGACAUAGUUAUAUUCGGAACAGGAUUCAAUGGUGAUGAAAACAUCAAGGACAUGUUCAUAUCAAAGUACUUUCAUACUAUUGUCGUUGGCUCAACAUCCACGACAACACCACUUUAUAGGGAGUGCAUACAUCCUAAGAUUCCACAACUUGCGGUCAUCGGAUAUUCUGACAACUAUGCGAAUGUCUACACAUCGGAACUGCGGUCUAAGUGGCUAGCAUAUUUCAUGGAUGGUGGAUUUAGAUUACCAACUGUUAAAGCAAUGCAGAGGGAUGUCCUUGAAUGUGAAAAGGUCAUGAAGCGUUACUCUCGUGAAGAAUCCCGUACACCGUGCAUUGGACUUCUUCCUACUUGGUACAAUGAUAGAUUAUGUGAAGACAUGGGAUGCAACCCAAGAAGGAAGAAUGGAUUUUUUGCCGAAUUAUUUGAGUCCUACGGUCCCGAUGAUUAUAAUGAUCUUCACCCUAAGUAA